AUGGAGCUGGAGCUACCUAAACGAUUGUAUGCAGAGGGUUCAGAACCUCGGGUUAAGAAGAUCAACAACAAUUACCGCAUGGAACUUAUCAGAGAUCUGAAGAAAGCUAUGUGUGCAAAGUACGAUGAUGUGAAGAGAGAUCCUGUUUUCACACAUAUCAUGGCUAUUGCCGAAAAUGAUCUCAAGUUCUCUGGGAAACUAGUGGAUAGCUUCAUAUGUAGGCAGCUGAUUACCUCAAAGCUGCAUGAGAACUGGUUUGUUUUUACGAGGACGCCUCUCCGGUUUUCGCUUCAGGAGUACCAUGCUGUGACAGGCCUCAAGAUUACACGGGAAACUAACAGUGACGUAGUGAAAUGGAAAAACGAUGGGUUUUUUUGGAGUAACCUACUGCACACAGGUGGUAAGAUCACCUUGCAGUCGAUCAGAAAGGUUCAUCUACAAGAAGUUCACACCUGGACUCGGCUUGAUAGGAUGAGGUUGAUCUACUUCUGUGUAAUAGUGGGUGUGGUGAUGGGGAGAGAUGAGAAGGUGUCCAUCCCUCAUAUGUACAUCAAGUUGGUGAUGGAUUUUGACAAGGUUCGGAAGUUCCAUUGGGGUCUUCACUCGUAUGAUUUCCUGUUGAGUUCGAUUGAGAAGGCAAUGAAGAAGUUGGGUAAGAAGGAGAGCUACAUUUUCGAGGGUUUCUCCUAUGCUCUCCAGAUUUGGAUUAUGGAGGCAAUUCCUGAUUUUGGAGAAAUAUUAGGCAGAAGAGUCUCAAACAGCUUCAAAGAUCCAAGGUGUGGCAAUUGGAAAGGAGUUGCAAAAGUUUCUUAUGAAGACAUCAUUGAGCUCGAGGACUCCUUAACUAAGAAGGAUAACUUCUUCUCGGUCAUAUCAGUGACUGGUAAUGGUGAUGUGUUUCUAGAUGCUCAGUACACAAGGGAGGGUGAGAUGGAAGAUGAACGAGUGGACCUUGUUUUGGGGAGGAUCAGGAACAAGUAUGAUUGGAGCAACACAGACUGGCCAGUUUUAGACCCUGAAGAGUCUAAAAUGGAGGAACCCGACAGCCAUGAUAGAGGGUCAGAAGCUGAUAAGAUCGUGGAUCAUACGGAUGUUGUAGCAGACGAGGAGAACUCUUCGGUUAAGGUCGCAGGAAAAGGCAAGAGAAAGUUUCUUGAUGAAGGAGCAGAGACAAGAAAGAAGAAGGUGCUGUGUAAGCGAUCAGCAGAAAAGUUUCUGACUUUUGGUCCUGAAACUAUGAGUUUCAUUGAGGGUCUUAUCCGCACAUCUGUCACUUCAUUGGGAGAUGUGCUCAGUAUGCAAAUGGCGAAUAUGGAGAGGGUGUUUACAGAGAGGAUGGAAAAGAUGGAGAUUUUAAAUAAAAUGUAUAAUUGUUUUAUAAUUUUAUCAUUGUAUUUGUUGAAACGUCUACGGAUUGGACCUGCCACUUUAGAUUUUGAGAUUGCUAAUCGUCUUAUGGAUAAAUCUGAGUGGGUUAAUAGCUUGGAGAUUGACGCCGCAAUGUACGUAUUCCGGGAGAGGACAUCUUUGAAACGAUGGAGACCUCAUCGUGUCGCCUUCAUGGCUGUCGUCUUCAGCAAUAUGAUUAAAAAAGAGUAUGGUCAUUUAGAAGCUCAGGGUAGAAAGAGCUACAUGCUUCAUAAUUUGCUACUGCAGUACGGUAAAGGGGUCCUUCCACCACAUGGCAGGACACAUGAGAUAUGGAAUAUAGAUGUGGAUCGGCUGUAUGUCCCUGUUCAUGUCAGUGAGAAUCAUUGGAUCACCUUGUGCAUCAGUUUUGUGACGAGGAGCAUUGAUGUGUUCGACUGCUCGGGUAGGAAAAGGUACAAGGAGGUGGAUAGGUUCGCAAACCUUAUUUCGCGUAUUGUCAAGGCAGUUCAGCCUAUGAGACACCAGAAGAAUUUCGCAGUCGGUGCAUAUACUGUUUCCUAUGUCCCCAUUGGGAAUCUGAACAAAAGUGCAUGUGACUGUGGCGUCUAUGCAGUGAAGUUCAUUGAGUGCCAUGCGCUUGGAUUGGAGUUGUCGUUGUUGCAUGAUGGUAACAUUAUCGAAGCUCGCCACAGGAUUUUAUGGGAUCUUUGGGAAGCAGCUAAUGAUCCGGAAUUGAUUGACAGGAUGUCAAAGUAUCAAUACCCAGAGUGUCUUUCUUCGACUGUAGAGGAGAUUCUGUGA
Molecule: messenger RNA, 2172 nt
Organism: Brassica oleracea var. oleracea
Lineage: Eukaryota; Viridiplantae; Streptophyta; Magnoliopsida; Brassicales; Brassicaceae
Exons: 3
Coding region: 1-2172 (723 amino acids)
Biological process (GO): protein desumoylation
Cellular component (GO): nucleus
Molecular function (GO): deSUMOylase activity
Source: RefSeq, a predicted model, not a curated record